Messenger RNA from Yarrowia lipolytica CLIB122, 945 nucleotides. Its product is annotated as 60S ribosomal protein uL10. Gene Ontology annotation, biological process: ribosomal large subunit assembly; cytoplasmic translation; ribosome biogenesis. Gene Ontology annotation, molecular function: large ribosomal subunit rRNA binding; structural constituent of ribosome. Gene Ontology annotation, cellular component: cytosolic large ribosomal subunit. Lineage: Eukaryota; Fungi; Ascomycota; Dipodascomycetes; Dipodascales. The record is from RefSeq and is a predicted model, not a curated record.
AUGGGAGGCAGCACCAGCAUCAAGAAGACCGAGUACUUCUCCAAACUGAAGCAGUUGCUUCAGGAGUACAAGUCCAUUUUCGUCGUCGGCGUCGAUAACGUCUCUUCUCAGCAGAUGCAUGAGAUCCGAAAGACUCUCCGAGGCCGAGCAGUCGUUCUCAUGGGUAAGAACACCAUGGUCCGACGAGCUCUCCGAGAGUUCGAGGAGGAGCUCCCCGAGGCUGCUGAGCUUCUCAUGCCCCUCUGCCGAGGCAACGUUGGUUUCGUUUUCACCAACGACGACCUCAAGGAGAUCCGAGAGGUUCUCCUCGAGAACCGAGUUCUGGCCCCUGCCCGAGCCGGUGCCAUUGCCCCUAAGGACGUCUGGAUCCAGGCCGCCAACACUGGAAUGCCUCCGGACAAGACUUCUUUCUUCCAGGCUCUCGGUGUCCCCACCAAGAUUUCUCGAGGUACUAUUGAGAUUACCUCCGAUGUCAAGAUCCUCCAGCAGGAUGUCAAGGUCGGUCCCUCCGAGGCUACCCUCCUUAACAUGCUGAACAUCUCUCCUUUCACCUACGGAAUGACUGUUGUUCAGGUCUACGACAACGGCCAGGUUUUCGGUUCCGAGAUUCUGGACAUCACCGACGAGGAGCUCAUCUCCAACGUCAUUGGUGCCAUCUCUACCAUCACCGCCAUCUCCCUUGCCGCCAACUACCCCACCCUCCCCGCCGUGUCUCACUGCAUCAUCAACAACUACAAGAACGUUCUUGCUCUGUCCAUUGCUUCUGACUACACUUUCGAGGGCUCUGAGGCCAUCAAGGACCGAAUUGCCAACCCCGAGGCUUACGCCGCUGCUGCUCCUGCCGCCGCUGCCGCUUCCGGCUCUUCUGAGGCUGCCCCUGCUGCUGCCGCUGAGGAGGAUGAGGAGUCUGAGGAUGACGACAUGGGAUUCGGUCUUUUCGACUAA